This is a messenger RNA of Rotaria sp. Silwood2, 1380 nucleotides long. NCBI's taxonomy places the organism in Eukaryota, Metazoa, Rotifera, Eurotatoria, Philodinida, Philodinidae. The record is from the annotation of a GenBank genome assembly.
AUGGAUCGUUCUGCAAUUACAUUGAUUUUACACGAACUUAAAUUAAAUGAAAAUUCUGUGGUCAAUAUUUACAACCAUGGUUCAUGGGUAUAUGGUACUAAUUCACCUACAUCCGAUCGAGAUAUUAUUAUUGUCACACGGUCACCUUCGCAAAAUCCACUAAAAUUUUAUGAUGAUUUUGAUUACUUUCAUCCAUUUGAAUUACAUAAACUAUGGAAUCAAUAUGAUGUUUGUGUAUAUUCAAUUGAAAAUUUCGAAAAACUUUUAGAAAAAAACUACUUAAUUAUUGUUCAAUGUAUAUUUUUACCUGAUGAAUUUAAAAUCAAAGAAGAAAUUGAUUUUCGUUCAGUUUAUCUUGAAAAAUAUUAUAAUAAAUUUCGAUUAAAACAAGUCGCAUUUUAUGAAAUGAAUCGAGAUAUUAAUUUGUAUGAAUCUAAUAAUUUUUCAAAUUAUCCGAAACGUAGUUCAAGAGCACUUGAAACAAAACAAUUGCGCAACGAUUAUCUAUUUAAAAAUUUAUUUCAUGGUCUUCGAUACUUAGACUUCACCGAACAGUUGAUUCAAACACGUUCAAUUCAUGACUUUAAACGUAUAUCACAUAUAUUCAGCGAAAUGAAAGAUAUACGCAGAAAUUCAACAGAUAGGUCAAGUAUGCAAGAGGUAUUUGAUUUUGUUUGUAUAAAAAGUGCUGAAUUAAAAUCAAAAUUAGAUGCACUUGUACCAACAAAUAUUAUUCAAGGAUCAUUUCAAGCACAAAUUACAUUCGAUUGUUCAAAUAAUACGGAAGAAAUUAUGAAAAAACUUCAAAAACAAUGUGAAAAUACGAAAUAUAAAAUUCUAGUGAUUGAUUUCGAAGCAAAAGAAGAAAAUGAUAAAGUUCAACAAUUAAUGAUAUCAUCAUAUUAUUGUGGUGAAUAUCCAUCGAUUGUUAAACAAAUUGAAGAAGUAUAUCAACAGUUUCAAAAUUUUAAUAUUAUACGUAUUAAAAUUGCAUCCUUAACAUCCAAUGAGAGUAUUCCAGUAACAGAUAUUGAUAAAAAAUUAUUUUGGAAUAAAGAAACAAAUUAUUUUGAAUUUCAUUAUAAAGUUUUGGUCAGAGAAGAUGUUGAAGAACAAAACUUAACAAAGCUUCGAAAUAUAUGUCAAUCAAAUAAUCCAUGUCAUUUACAUGUAUCAUAUAAUACAUUAAAACAACCGAACGAAAAAAAUUUUCAUUAUAUGGUAACAAUGCGUUUAUUUGAUGUUGGUCGAGAAAGCGCAUUUCAAAACAAUGAUGAAGUGAUACAAUAUUUGACAAAAAACAAUUUUCCACCAUUAAAAGUCGUUCGUGAAUUUAUUGUUUAUGAUACACAUAUUGAACUUGAUAAUGCAUGGAAAUAG